AGUCAUCUAUAGAGGGGUAUAUUCGUCUUCAUCCACAAUCAGAAACCCUAGUUAUUGUGCCAAAGUAUUUUCUUUCCUUCCCUUCUUCCAUUUGUGUGGCCGGCGCCGUGUCUACAAAUUCUACAGAGUUCUCCCCGGGCUCAUUUUCUCUCCCCCGUUUAAGGAAUGGAAUCCCAAAUCAAGCAUGCUGUUGUGGUCAAAGUAAUGGGUAGAACUGGAUCAAGAGGGCAAGUGACUCAAGUGAGAGUUAAGUUUCUUGAUGAUCAAAAUCGUUACAUUAUGAGGAAUGUCAAGGGACCAGUGAGGGAAGGUGACAUUCUUACCCUGUUGGAGUCUGAGAGGGAAGCUAGAAGAUUGCGUUAGAUCAAACCCCCACUUCACCAAUUUGCAGUUGCUGAAUGUUAUGUUUAUCCCCGUUUUGGUUUUAUCUUCAAAAUAGAAUGGCUCUUAUCAUUUUUUCCUCUUUUAUGUGUGGUUUCAGUGGCAUUUUGGUUCUAAGCCAGAAUACCUUAACUGGACGAGUACUUUAAUUGAGUUUUGAAACCAUCUAUUUCAAAGUUUUGUGGCUGUUUGCUAA
Molecule: messenger RNA, 577 nt
Organism: Cucumis melo (muskmelon)
Lineage: Eukaryota; Viridiplantae; Streptophyta; Magnoliopsida; Cucurbitales; Cucurbitaceae
Product: 40S ribosomal protein S28-1
Exons: 2
Coding region: 166-363 (65 amino acids)
Biological process (GO): ribosomal small subunit assembly; maturation of SSU-rRNA; translation
Cellular component (GO): cytosolic small ribosomal subunit; ribosome
Molecular function (GO): structural constituent of ribosome
Source: RefSeq, a predicted model, not a curated record